CAGCACUACUAGUCCAGAGACAACCAUUUUCCAUAAGCGUGAGCACUGACAUUUUCUCUCCGUUAAGGUAUACGUAUACAUGUUGGUAGCGGUACACGUUUAGUCCUAAAGAGAAGCUUAUCGAAUACAAUCUUUAACAACAUUGUAAUUGAAUAACGACGUCUUAUUUUAAUUUGCAAUAUCAGGAACAUACUGUAUCCUGCUUUUAAAGCUUUAUAUUCAUUGGAUAAUCUAACACGUCGUUCUUUUAACGGGAUGAUCUUGAUGAUGGUUUUAUGUCAGAAAUUGUAAAUAACAAAGUCCCAGCAGAUGAUAACUGUUAAGAACUGAUGAUAACUGAUAAGAAACCAUAAAUACCCAGAUCUUUUAAAAAGGGAAAGGUCAUGGAAAAUAUAAGGAAGGAAUUACCUUACACCUAUAAAGUACCAGAAAAGUUUGAAGAGUUACAAGAAUAUUUGCAAAAUUAUAAUGCUGAUUACCAAUCGAUUAUCGUAGAUCGUAUAAUUAAAUGUAAUCAUUGCCCAACGAAUAAUACAGACGAAGGAAAGUUGUCAAAUUUAUUUUUAUUUUUGUUACAACAUGUAAAUAAUCAUGUUAUAGGAAAUGAUGUUGGAAGCAUAGUUAAUGGUUUCCAAAUUAUUGACAGAUUGUCUCCUUUCUUAUACGAUCUUGCUCGUCUAAAUCCACAAAAUGCCAAAUCUGUUAUACAAAGAAUAAUCAAAGAAAAGCACGACGACUUUGAGGAAGAUAAGAAGAAAUACCCUGGCCUAGAUACACUUAUUUUCUUCAAAUUGGCUUCUUUGAUAUUUCCAACGUCUGAUUUUAGACAUCCUGUAACUACUGCCUGUGCAAUAUUUAUGUCUGAAAUACUAUUUAGAUGUCGUAUUAAAAAUAAAAUAGAUAUUUCAAAGGGUCUUUUUAUAUGUACACUUAUAUUAGAGUAUACGGUAUUAAGUAAACGAUUUGCUCCAUGUGUGAUAAAUUUCUUACACGCAAUAAUUUACGUAUCCAGCCCUAAACAUCUAAUUCAAGAUAUAAAAACGAUACCAAUCUCUAAAGGAAUCAAACACUCAGAAAAUUUAUUAAUACUAGACGAAGAUCGAUCUAAGUUAGAUGUUAAUCCAAGUAGUAGCUAUAUGAAAGCGUCCGAUCUGAUAGACGGACCCUUAGACGAUGAUUUCAAAAUAAGGGUAUUAUUAAUAGCUGUAAAUUUAUUGGGAGAAUUUAAAAAUCAUCUAGAAGAACUGGAAGCUGUGUAUUCGAUAUUCGAACCAAUUUUAAAAUUGCUUAAAUCAAAUUCUUUUGAUAAAUAUCCACCAAAAGUGAAGAAACAUAUUAUGCAAUUACGAAAAGAUUUGGAAAAACUAAAGAAUAAAAAAUUAAAAUAUAUUAUGGUUGAAAAGAAGAAACCAAAACCAUUAAGACUAUAUGGACCGUGAAUUGAACCAAUGUAUGUAAAAAUUGAACUUACAAUUUCAAAACACAUCGUUUUAUAAAUUCAAGAAUGUUAUUAAGUUUCGUAUAUUUUUUACAGAUAUGACGGUAAGAAACAUAAGAUUAUGUCCAAGGAGAAAGCUGAAAGAGAAAAGUUGUUGCACAGUAUAAAAGUAAAUGAGACAAGUAUAAAAAAUAAAUGAGAGGUGAAAUACGAAGAGCUUUCUUAACGAAACUACAAAUAAAACAACAGAUUAAGAGCGAUGAAGAACGUAAACGCAAGGUAAAAGAAAUCUUUGGAGAAGCUUCGGUGCAACAGAGUGAAUUAAAGAAAUUAAAACGGAAGAAAUAAUAGUAAGAGAAUAAACGGCGCAUUCUGGAGUUUGUAUAUAUUAUCUCUCUUAGACGAUAUUGCUAUUUUGAAUGAUUUUGUGUAAGAUUGUAUUAACGAUGACUUCGGAUAUAACGAAUCGUGAUCGCUAUAAUAGCGUUUCUUAAGAUUCUUAUAAUUUCAUUAAUUAUAGUAAAUGUAAAUAAGCAUUUUCAUAAGAAAAUCUUUUAAUGCAUUUCGUUUAUGAAAAUAAUACUGUAAUUGUAUUAUACGGAGAUAAUUCACAACACAAAAUAAAACUCUCUCAUCCAAGGCUUAGUUUUCAAGAAAAGCGAAUUCGAAAAUUUGUCGAGUGUACUUGAAUUUGGCUAAUUACUCCUUGGAAUAAACAGUCAGAAAAAGGUUAUUCUGCAUACGAAAAUAGAUAGAAAGUGUGAUAUAAAAUUUUCCAAUUCAUUUUUCCUCUUAAUUUUCAAGAAAAUAGAAUUUGAACGUGUUUAGUUAAGAAUUGUCCUAGUGUACAUGUAUAAUUUUUCAAACUUAUUUUUCUCGGAAACAAAGUAUCUUGUGAAUAAAUUUUAUUCUACAUUUCUGACUUAUUUUCAUAUGUAAAAUAAUCUGAUUAUUUAUUUCUAUCUAAUCUGGAAUUAGCAAUGUUCAAAUAUACUUGACAAAUUUCCAAACUCGAUUUUCGCAAAAACGAAGUGUUAUACGAAAAAAUGUUAUUUUAUAUUUUCUUACUUUCUCAUAAGGAAUCACCUUACGCCUGCUUGUAUUAUAUGUACAUAUUCUUCGGCAACACACUGUAUAUAUAUAAUAAAUGGUUUCUAGAGAUA
Messenger RNA from Bombus huntii, 2601 nucleotides. Its product is annotated as nucleolar protein 14 homolog. Gene Ontology annotation, cellular component: small-subunit processome; nucleolus; Noc4p-Nop14p complex. NCBI's taxonomy places the organism in Eukaryota, Metazoa, Arthropoda, Insecta, Hymenoptera, Apidae. The transcript is spliced from 5 exons. The record is from RefSeq and is a predicted model, not a curated record. The coding region runs from base 384 to 1439 and encodes 351 amino acids. Gene Ontology annotation, biological process: maturation of SSU-rRNA.